GACGGCUCAAGCGCAAUUCCUCAAACUUCAACAUUUCCGAAUCAAGACCCAAUGUUUUCUUAUCUAUCUACCUAUCAUGACUCCACCUAGAUUUGUAAUUCCGUCUAUGGAGGCAAACGAUGACAUUUUCAUAAUAAAGGGAGUAGAUAUAAAACCCAUUGCGCAAAUUUGUCUUUUCAAAUCUUAUCUUUAUUCACAACCCAAAAGAUAUCUAUUAUUUCGAAAAAUAAACAAUUAAAAUCUCCCUCACAAUGUCUACCGAUUACAAGUUCCAGGGAUGGAUGGGUCUCGAUUCCGAAGCCGCCAAUGGUAAGAUGGUUUGGCAAGAGUUCGAACCUAAGCCUUUCGAAGAGACAGAUGUCGAUAUCAAAAUCACUCACUGUGGUAUUUGCGGCUCUGAUAUGCACACUUUGAGAUCCGGAUGGGGUGCAUCAGAUUAUCCAGUUUGUGUUGGUCACGAAAUUGUUGGAAAAGCUGUUAGAGUUGGAUCCAAGGUUAAGGAUAUUAAGCUUGGAGAUCGUGUUGGUGUUGGUGCUCAAAGUGGUUCUUGUAUGAACCAAAAGGGUGAUUGUGAAGCUUGUGCUGAUGGUCAACAACAAUACUGCGCUCACAUGACCGGUACUUACAAUAGCAAAUGGGCCGACGGAAGUAAAUCUUACGGAGGUUAUGCUGAUUACUGGCGUGGAAGUGGUGAUUUUGUGAUUAAGAUCCCAGAUUCAAUCCCAUCUGAUAUUGCAGCUCCUAUGCUUUGUGGUGGUAUCACAGCUUUCUCACCACUUGCUCAGCAUGGUGCUGGACCAGGAAAGAAGGUUGGAAUCGUUGGAAUUGGUGGUCUUGGACAUUUUGGUAUUAUGAGUGCAAAAGCUUUGGGUUGUGAUGAAAUCACAGCGAUCUCUAGAACUUCGGCCAAGAAGGAGGAUGCAUUCAAGAUGGGUGCUACUAGAUUUAUCGCUACCGAUGAAGAACCAGAUUGGGCCACAAAAUAUGGAGAUUCUCUCGAUCUCAUCGUCAGCACCAUUUCUUCACCAAAACUCCCACUUCAAAGCUACCUUAGCCUUCUCAGAUAUAAGGGUAAAUUCAUCCAAGUCGGUGCUCCUGAAGAUACCAUUCCUGGAUUCAACAUGUUCUCCCUCAUCCUCAAGAAGCUUUCCAUCGGUGCUUCGCUCAUUGGUCCUCCACAUGAGAUUAAGGAUAUGUUGGCACUCUUCGCUGAGAAGGGUGUUAAGACAUGGAACAACAAUGUUCCAAUGAAGGAUGCUAACCAAGCUAUUGUUGAUAUGGAGGAUGGUAAAGCAAGAUACAGAUAUGUCUUGGUCAAUGAGAAGCAUAUCGAUGCUUAGGUUUGGGAUUUUAAUUAUGAAUAAUGUAAUACAUAGAAAGAAUGAUAGACUGUAUGUUUAUGA
Botrytis cinerea B05.10 is the source of this 1403-nucleotide messenger RNA. RefSeq lists its product as hypothetical. The transcript is spliced from 4 exons. The coding region runs from base 252 to 1340 and encodes 362 amino acids. The record is from RefSeq and is a predicted model, not a curated record. Lineage: Eukaryota; Fungi; Ascomycota; Leotiomycetes; Helotiales; Sclerotiniaceae. Gene Ontology annotation, molecular function: zinc ion binding; alcohol dehydrogenase (NADP+) activity. Gene Ontology annotation, biological process: alcohol metabolic process.